AUGUCAAGUGGUCGAAUUCAAGUGAGAAAUGACUGGAUUCUUCAGGAACACGAUCGUAAUCAGUCUUUCUUUCAACAGAAUCAAGAAGAGUUUGAUAAGGCAAUCAAAGUUUUGAGUUGGAACAAAUGGCUUCUGUCGGCGCUCGGACUUUGGCCUCGCAAUCCAAACAGUAUAAUUUUCAUCGUCAAUUUCGGAUAUUUCGUGUACAAUAUGAUGUGUGAAUAUCUAGAUUUGUUUCUUUUCAUUGAUAAUCUCGAGCACGUCAUCGAAAAUUUGACGGAGAAUAUGGCAUUUACGCAGAUACUUGUGCGUAUGGCAAUGCUCAAAAGAUAUAAUCGACAACUCGGUGAAGUGAUCAAUGAAGUGUUCAAGGAUUAUGAUGCGAAAACUUACAGAAAUCCGGAAGAGAGUCAAGUUUUUCUGGACUACAUGAAUAAAGCAAAGUUAUUUGUUAAAUUGUUAUGUGCAUUCGUGACGAUGACGGCAACAUCGUAUUAUGCUAAACCGAUAACGAGUCCACCACCACCUCCGGAAAAUGAAGGGAUAGAUAGUGCGGUCAAUGCAACAAUGCCAUUUCUACUGCCAUAUCGAUUCCACAUUUUCCAUAAAGUUGAUGACUUUCGGACAUAUGCUAUCACAUAUGCAUCACAAUUCCCAUUUGUUUUUGUGAGUGGAUUAGGACAGACAGCGGCAGACUGUCUCAUGGUGACUCUUGUCUUUCACGUGAGCGGUAGACUUUCAGUUCUUGCCAUGAGGAUAUCCUCCGUGAAGACCAAUGUUGAUAAUUGCAGAGCAGAAUUGGGAGAGAUUAUCAUUGAACAUAAUCGAUUGUUGAAGAUGGGACAGAAUAUUGAGGAAGCAUUCAGUGAAACAUUGCUGGCGCAUUUGGUGGGAGCGACGGCUCUGGUGUGCAUCCUUGGAUAUCAGUUACUAGUGAAUUACGCAAAAGGCCAAAGCGCUGAUCUUGCAACAUUUUUUGUAUUCAUAUUCUUGGUUUUUUUGGUGCUAUACGCCCACUGUGUGGUCGGUGAAAGCUUAAUUACAGAGAGUAACAAGGUGUGUGAAGCAUAUUACGACUGCUUGUGGUAUGAAAUGACCCCGGAAACAGCAAGAGUUAUCAUUCUGUGCAUGGCAAGAUCGCAGAAGCCCCUUGGUUUAACAGCCGGAAAGUUCGGAUCAUUUUGUCUCAGUACUUUGACAGACGUGGUGAAAACAGCUAUGGCUUACUUAUCCGUUCUACGAUCAUUCCUCCUAGAAUGA
Messenger RNA from Diachasma alloeum, 1260 nucleotides. RefSeq names its product odorant receptor 2a (gene Or196). The coding region runs from base 1 to 1260 and encodes 419 amino acids. The record is from RefSeq and is a predicted model, not a curated record. Gene Ontology annotation, biological process: sensory perception of smell; detection of chemical stimulus involved in sensory perception of smell. Gene Ontology annotation, molecular function: odorant binding; olfactory receptor activity. Gene Ontology annotation, cellular component: plasma membrane. The transcript is spliced from 6 exons. NCBI's taxonomy places the organism in Eukaryota, Metazoa, Arthropoda, Insecta, Hymenoptera, Braconidae.